Molecule: messenger RNA, 3424 nt
Organism: Branchiostoma belcheri (Belcher's lancelet)
Lineage: Eukaryota; Metazoa; Chordata; Leptocardii; Amphioxiformes; Branchiostomatidae
Product: neutrophil cytosol factor 2-like
Exons: 15
Coding region: 252-1958 (568 amino acids)
Biological process (GO): superoxide anion generation
Molecular function (GO): superoxide-generating NADPH oxidase activator activity; protein binding
Source: RefSeq, a predicted model, not a curated record
AACCCAGCCUAGGAUCCCGGAAGGCGCCUGACGUCAACCACAACACGUCCAUGAUACCACCAGUCACGAUUCCUAUUCAUGAACCAUGACGGCGUGAGACCAAUUUCCGCUCUUUCUAGAAAUCAAACAUUAUAGUUGGCGUGGCAGCUUCGCCUAAAAACGCCCACAGACUGCUGCGUUUUUCGCUUGAGCGCAUCUGCCCUUCCCUUGCUCGCCCCUCUAAGUUUCUCGAUCCUGAGUUUUGAGAAAUCAUGGCGACUCUGAAGGAAAACUUGCGGCUGUGGGAUGAAGGCGUGGCGGCGUGCGAUCGCGGGGAGUUCCGCACGGCCUUGGAGAAGUUCACGGGAAUCCAGGACCCGUCGGCGAAAAUUCUCUUCAACAUCGGCACCGUGCAGAUGGCGCUGGGGCAGGUCCAGCCAGCCGCUAAGUCUUUCAGUUCGACUCUGGAGAAAGAUGAACACCUGUCUGUGGCGUAUUUCCAGCGAGGCCUGGCUAACUUCAAGUGUGGCAGGGACCAGGAAGGUCUGCGGGAUUUUCAGGAGUCGUACCAGCGUCUGCGGAGGAACGCGCUCAUCGACUACAAACAGCUGGGACUGCGCUAUAAACUCUGCGCCUGCGAGGUCCUGUACAACACAGCCCUGGUGCACUUUAAGCUGGGACAGACGGCCCAGUGUAAGGAGAUGUUGUUAGAAGCACAGAAGGUCAAGAUUGAACCUCGACACAACGUGAUCGACAAGGCUCUUGAGUGUCUGGAUCGCCACCAGACGUUCCAGCCCAUAGAGAUGCCGUCCAACGUGCUGUUCAGGCCUGCCACCUCCAUCAUACAGAACCUGGAGAAGAAGGACUAUCUGGGCAAGGCCAAGGUGGUUUCAUCUAUUACUGACAGAGAUGACUUCUCUGGGUUUGAACCUCUCAGGAGGCCGAAAGAAUCCCAGGCAAAAUCAUUGGAUGCUGCUCUAAGACCGGAGGGGACCCCCCACAGAGUUGUGCGUGACCACGCCCCUAACUCAGCGGAGGAGCUGGAGGUCAGGGUGGGGAACAUGGUGUUUGUAGCUGCACAGGAGGAGGGCUGGUGCAGCGUGUCAUUCAACAACAAGAUCGGACUGGUGCCAGCUGUGUGUCUGGAGGAGGUGGAGGACAAGAGAGGAAAGGGGGAGGAGGGGAGAAUAAGAGACAGUAAAGUUCCGGAGCCCCCUCGGAGUAAACCCCCCCAGCCGCCCGUCCGCCCCAGCCCCCCGGCCAGACUACCCCCUAUGCUCAUGCCCCCCAAGAAGGCACUACCGACACCCCCUGAUGAGGAUUCGGCUUUCCUACCCCCCUCUGCACCUCCCAACAGGGCACCCCCACCACUGGUGAGGGGGAGCCUUGCUCAGGGUGACAACGGUUUCUAUGACAAUGAGGAAGCCCCCAUAUCUCCGCCUGCUCGACCUCCGCCCCCAAGGCCCCCUAGCCUGUCUGCGGACAUGCCUGUUGUAGUGAAGGUUCACCACACGGACAGUUACACCGUCGCCAUACGCUCCAAGUCUGGCGCGACCUUACGUGACCUCACCGUCAUGGUUGCUAACAAGUUCGAGAUGGCGGAAGAUGUGGUCACACUGUGGUAUAAGAAGGAAGGAGAGGAGGAGAUGACAGAGAUAGUGAAGGAUGAGGACAUGAGAGAGGUGUGGGCCACGGUGAGGGAGGGGCAGCUCACUUUGUGGCUCAAGGACAGGAAGGAUGACCAGGAGAGUGUGAGCGCGAUGUCGAUGCAGUUCAGUAAGGUGGUCGCCCUGCAUGACUACGAGGCAAGCGAACCCGGAGAUCUGGGCUUCAUGGAGGGAGACGUCAUCACUAUCAUGUCACAAGUAAAUGAAGACUGGUUGGAAGGCCGCUCCAGGGGCAACGUGGGAAUUUUCCCAGCAGGCUAUGUGAAGCCCUGGGACAAGAGGCUACCCAAGGAGGGAAUUUCCUGUGCUUGAUGUUGCACCUGGCCCUUUCCUUUUUAACCUUUACACCACUAAGGUGGCCAUUUGUCAAUUCACUCUUGUAUUGAUUACAGAAUUAGGCAGCAUGGAGGAAGUUUCAUGUUUUCUUAACCCCAGAAGACUUGCAUUAUUGUGUAGAAGACAUUUGAGUCUGAAUCAGGCUUCUCAAAACAGUGCCCCAAAAGUUGAAUAUCAAAGUUGUCAUGUAUAUUUAUAUAGCUGGAACAAAUUUUUAGAAAAAAAGGAAUACUGUAAAGCUGAAAGCAGUAUUGUAUAUUUUAUAUAACUAAUGGUGGUGGAUAAAUAUACAUUUGUACAAAUGUAUGUUAUCAGGGCUGUGGAAGAUGUUCAUAUAUGGCAAGUCUAGAGAUUAUAUUUUAAGCACUACUUUGUACAUUGUAAGGUAGUAAAGCUUUCUAUGUCUUUGACAUUGUAUAGAAAUGGAGCAUAAAUUAGUGUCUAAUAUGUGGCUUAAAUCAUUUAUCAUAAAAAUAAUUGACGUUCCCCUCAACUAAUUAUAAUGAAUAAAAUAAAUUGUCAUCAAUGUUGCAUUUUUUUUUCAGAAUGUAUAAGACUAGUUGCAACAAGGAUAUUAGAAAAAAUCCAGCCUACAAUUUAUGUACUGUGACAACAUACUGUUUUAUUUUGUAAUGCACUGUUGGAUAUAACAUUGGAACGGAUCUAUCAAAGAACAUGCCAGAAAGUUGCUCAAAAGUAUGUCCAAAAUCCUUUGGAAUACAAAUACCCAAGGAGAAACAAGGAAAUACAAUGUCAUGUAAACGGUCAUACAUGUAGAUCUGGACUAAGGAAUAUGUAUUACUAACUAUCUUUGCACAAACUUUGAUACAAUUCUUAAAGAAUAAAUACAUCACUCUACACAAAUGUACAGUCUCCUCUGUAAUACUUCACUACUAGCUGCCUAUGGGUCUCUGAGACACUUGGAAAAACCUUAUCUAACUUCACCUUGUUUGAGUUAUAUUUGGCAUUGAGUGCAGUAAAUUAUUUGGCUUUGUGCAAACGGUUUUGGACUGUGCACCAGUGCCCCCUGUAUUCUGGUGAAUGAACUGCACCAGCAACACCCAGUAAACUUUGUCCCAAAGCCACUUGGAAGAAUGGCUCUAUUUACAGUAACAAGCCGGUAUGUCAACUUUGGAAACAUUUCAUUUGUGUCUAGAACUAAAGUAAGGAUCUAUGGAUAUGCAUAUGAAUCUGUCCAUAAAUAAAAAAAAGCUUCUUAUUUGGAGUUCAAUACAUGUACAUUGUCUUUCUUGCCUGUGGUAACAUGUAAAAUUACAGGGAACAAAACUAUUUCACACUGACUGUCCCAACAAUUACAGUAACUGAAAAGCCAUGGUUUUAGAGAUUAUAACAUUUGGCAACUGUGGAUUAUGGAUACAAAACCGACAAAAUUCUUUUUUUUCCAUAAUAAUUAUUAUGGAAAUGACUAGUAGAAUAAGAGU